Molecule: messenger RNA, 1862 nt
Organism: Fulmarus glacialis (Northern fulmar)
Lineage: Eukaryota; Metazoa; Chordata; Aves; Procellariiformes; Procellariidae
Product: ankyrin repeat and sterile alpha motif domain-containing protein 1B-like
Exons: 4
Cellular component (GO): cytosol
Source: RefSeq, a predicted model, not a curated record
AAGUCUACAGAACAAAUGAAGAAAGUACCAACCAUUGUCCUGUCUGUCUCUUACAAGGGAGUCAAAUUUAUUGAUGCAACAAAUAAGAAUAUUAUUGCUGAACAUGAAAUCCGUAACAUUUCCUGUGCUGCACAAGACCCUGAAGACCUUUCUACAUUUGCGUACAUCACUAAAGACUUGAAGACUAAUCAUCACUACUGCCAUGUAUUCACUGCGUUUGACGUGAAUUUAGCUUACGAAAUCAUUCUUACGCUAGGACAAGCAUUUGAGGUGGCCUAUCAGCUUGCACUACAAGCACGAAAAGGGGGCCAUUCUUCAACCCUCCCAGAAAGCUUUGAAAAUAAACCCUCCAAGCCUAUUCCCAAACCACGUGUUAGUAUUCGGAAGUCAGUGCAGAUAGAUCCAUCUGAACAAAAGACUCUUGCGAAUCUACCAUGGAUUGUUGAACCUGGACAAGAAGCCAAAAGAGGCAUUAAUACCAAGUAUGAAACUACGAUUUUCUGAUACAAAACUGUCCCCCUGUUCCUUGUUGUGCCUUGCACGCCAAGCAGUCACAGCACAGCCUUUCCUUUAUGGCAACGUUUCAAUCCAGCAGAGAGGAAGACUGCACUGUAUGAGUGGCCUUGUAACUAACAAAAAAGGCUGACAGUCAUUUCUGGUGAUGUUCUUCUUCCUGCAGCACUGACAGAAGAAUGACACUACAUGAAGACUUUUAAAAUUACAGUCCACAAGAGGAGUGCGAAACCUUAUUUUUCAUGCAGUUCUCCCUUGUGACUCUGCCACAGUGCUUUCUUUGAUUUCUUAUUUUAGAAUUCUACUUUUUAAAAAAAAACAAAAGGUCUCUAAACUAACACUAAUGCUGCCUAUGAGUAGAAGAUUUGAUUGGUUUUUUAUUUAAAUCUUGGCAGUUUUUAAUUGAAAUAGAACCAGAAUUAAUAAAUAGAGCAUUUGUGAAACCACUGAAUUCAUUAGUAAUUACUGUGUUGAAUAAAGAACUCAUUAAAAUGACAAGAAAUUAGGCACCCUGAUUUCUGUGUGCGCUGGUUUUAUAUGUAAUCAUUGGUGUCCUUUGAUCCUCUAUAGAAAUAGGAACCUCCUGCAUUGUAACAAAGGAUCAGAGUUUUAUGAAUGGUUAGAAAAAGGUAUUGAUAAUGCACAGAAAACAUUUAUUAGAUAUUUUUAUGGAAGAGAAGUACUAUAGGAAAACAUAUGAAUAUUUAUGGAAGGAAGCCAGAUUAAUUAUGACAAAUAUUGUUUAUUUUAAAGUUAAGUAAACCACUGCUAUUGCAGCAUUAUGAAAAUUAUAAGAGUUGUAGCAUCAGUGCACUGGAUGUUCCAUGUGAUCAGUCUGGAAUGAAAGUGGAAUGGUCAUUCUACUACACCUACAUACAGUUUAUGCAGUUCAACAUUGCUAUAGCCAUGCAUUCUACUAGUAUUUUUAAAGAAAUAAUCUCAGUGGUUCUAAAAAAAGUCAAAACCAUGGAUUUUGCUAUCAAGAUUUCUGUCACAGAAAGCUUGUUUGGAAGAGUGUUGAUAAAAUUCUACUGCAAAACAUUUUCUAAAUAAAAAUAGCGAGAAAAAGAAAAAAAUUCCAAAGUAAUAAAAAUGUUUUCAUGGAACAAAAUAGUUAAGCAUUUGCUUAAUAUUUGAUUAAAUAAGAUUUACUUACAUUUUCUUUGAAGUGUUUUAAUUUUUUUAAUGUCUGUGGAGUAUUUGUAUAAUACCAUGAUGUAUAUUUAUGUAGAACUGAAAUUAUAACAGUACAAAUAUCACUAUAGGAGAAAAAUGACAUUUUAACGUAUAUUGUUCUAUCCAGUCAAAUUGUGAAUCAUUUUGAAGUUCAUUAUAGAGAUAUUGAUAAA